Molecule: messenger RNA, 783 nt
Organism: Saccoglossus kowalevskii
Lineage: Eukaryota; Metazoa; Hemichordata; Enteropneusta; Harrimaniidae
Product: SEC14-like protein 2
Cellular component (GO): cytoplasm
Source: RefSeq, a predicted model, not a curated record
UACUAUGACUGAUCCUAAAACUGGUGAUCCAAAAUGUCCCAGUCUGGUUAAUCCUGGUGGCAUAAUUCCCAAAGAAUAUUAUAUGCAAGAAAUUCAAAUUGCAGAUGAUAAAAACUUAGCAGUAGAAGUGGUGAAGAAAAAAUUUGAUCUGACUUUUGAAGUAUCCAAAAAAAAUAGUGUAAUAAGAUAUGUAUUCAAAACUGAUGAAGGUGAUAUAGGAUUAGCUGUUUUUCUACAGACUGGUGUUAAAGAUUUGAAACCUGUCAAAGAGCUCGAAAAGCAUAACAGUCAUCUAGUGUAUGAAGAUGGCAGUUUUGAUUGUUCAGAGUCUGGAACAUACAUUCUAAGAUUUGACAACUCUCAUUCCUGGACCAAGAAUAAAACUCUACAUUACUUUGCGGAAGUGAUUGAGCCAGCUGAACUUGAAGAUCUGAGCACGGAAUUGUAAGAGACCUGUGUAUUGCCAAGCUUUACAAAUGAAUGUUCUAGUGUAACAGUAGCAGAACUAUAAUAAUUGUGCAUACACAAUUUUACAUAAAAUGAAAUUGAAAAAUGAAAUUAUUGGCUUAUGUUUGGUGCAUUCGUGCUUCCGUACAGAUGCACUUCUAAUAGAGUAUUAUUAUUGUAAUCUGUUAAUGAACCAGUGUACAUUCUGUUUCUACAAUUAGGAUUGGCUACUCUGUACAUUAACAUAAAUGCAUACUUAAUAUAAAACAUUGAUCUACAUGGAAUUCGUACAAAACAAACGUUCUGUACAUAAUGAUCAGGGGCGGAUGCAGAAUU